Belonocnema kinseyi is the source of this 276-nucleotide messenger RNA. RefSeq names its product larval/pupal cuticle protein H1C-like. The coding region runs from base 1 to 276 and encodes 91 amino acids. The transcript has a single exon. Lineage: Eukaryota; Metazoa; Arthropoda; Insecta; Hymenoptera; Cynipidae. The record is from RefSeq and is a predicted model, not a curated record.
AUGUUCAAGUUCGUGAUUUUGGCUACCAUCCUCGCCAGCGUCAGCGCAGGCCUGAUUGGCGCACCACUUGUUGCUGCUCCAGCUGGUCCACUUUUGGCUGCUGCUCCAGUCAUUAGAACUCCAGUUGUUGCUCCUAUCGCAACUCCAGUGAUUGCGAAGACGCUAGUGGCCCAUGCGCCAAUUAUUGAUCAUACUCCUGUUCAUGUGGUCCAUCCUGCUCCUCUUCUUGCCGGACCGGCUUUUGUGAAAGCAGCUCCAAUCACCGUCAUCCACUAA